UGUCAAACGCAGAUAAACAUUCUCAAUGUCGAAGUCGUUCGUAGUUUUUAGUUUCUGCGAUGCGCUAAAAUACAAUAUUGAAUAAUUGUACUGUUGAAUUAUUUGCAAAAAAACUGGAAUAUAUACCUAUGCGUUGAUACAAAUUGUGAUAAACACAGUGUAUUGAUGUAAAAAGUUUAAUUUCUUGUGAUUGACUGUGCGUGAUAUAAGUGUGAAAAUGUCUACAAGCAGUGACCACGAUAUGAGCGAUGCCUCCAGCUCUCCCAUGUCGUUUAACAUAUACUCUCCUCCUCAUAGUUCUCCGUCGCAGCAAGUUCCUCAGCUCGCAACUGACCUCACUGAGCUGACUUGCGCUGACAAUAAGCGACAAUUUCUUAGACACGCCAUGAAACCAUUUCUGCGUAUCACGGAACAGCCUCAGAAUCACUUCAGAUUUCGGUAUGUCAGCGAGAUGGUUGGCACACAUGGAUGUCUGCUGGGAAAAUCUUAUGGCUCCAACAAAACAAAGACUCAUCCUACUGUUGAGCUACUUAAUUACAGAGGUAAGGCUCUGAUAAGGUGUCGUUUGGCUCAACACAACAACCCUGAUGAACACCCACACAAGUUGCUUGAAGAUGAACAGGAUCGAGACAUGAGUUACCUUGUUCCUGAUCAGGGAAGCUAUAAAGUCGGAUUCGGCGGGAUCGGCAUUAUACACACUGCGAAAAAAGAUGUGGCAGCACUACUAUUCAAGAAGUUUUCCGAACAAUGCAAGAAUACGAAUGUGAACUUGAAAGAUCUUCAAGUACAAUGCGAGAAUAUGGCCAAAACUAUAAAUUUGAAUAUCGUUCGCUUGAAAUUCAGUGCACAUGACACUGUUACUGGUCAAGAGAUAUGUGAACCUGUGUUCUCAGAACCUAUUCAUAAUAUGAAGAGUGCUGCUACUAACGAUUUGAAGAUAUGCCGCAUAAGUCGGUCCUCCGGCAGUGCAUCUGGGGGAGAAGAUGUCUUCAUACUUGUCGAGAAAGUUAACAAAAAGAACAUAAUGAUUCGCUUCUUCGAGAUGGACGAGAAUGGUGAAAGAGGUUGGUCUAGCUACGGCCAGUUUAUGCAGAGUGAUGUUCAUCACCAAUACGCCAUUGUUUUUAGGACUCCGCCAUACAAAAAUCCCGAGACUUCUGUCGAUGUGCACGUGUUCAUAGAACUAGUGCGUCCCACUGACGGCCGUACCAGCGAACCUAAGGAGUUCAAGUACAAAGCGAACCAAGCUUACAAACAGAUCAAGAAAAGGAAAACCGGAUCGUCUUACUGCUCUAUCGGUAGUUCUUCAAGUGGAUCUCUGAAAAGUGGCUGCGACAUUCCCAUAUCUGUUGUCAAUCAUCAAGCUGAAGAAAUUAUGGAGCGCGAUCCCGAUCCGACUUCGAUGUAUAUCUUGCCUCAGGUGCACAACCCGACUUCGCCGAACCAAUGUGAUCUUGGCAGCGCUCUAUUCUCAGCCCCUGGGUCUGAGUCCAGCAUGUCUCCGAUGUCCAGCCCCAUGUGGAGCGAGCCCCACAGUGUGAUGCUCCCGGAGCCACCCAUCGCAGACUUGAAGCUUAACUCCGCAGACUUCGAACAGAUCACAGCAACAAACAACGAUCCCGCCAGCCAUCAGAUACCAGAGGAAAUUAAAAGCUUUUUGAAUGAAUACAUGAAAAGUUACGGAGAAACUCUUCCUGAAGAAAAAAAUAGUAUGGAGUUUAUUCGUUCAUUGCUAGUCGCUGACUCGGGACGACCAAAGCAAGACGCGAAGGCACAUUUCCUGACACCACGAGCGCGUGAAGGCUUCCCCAAAGAUGAGGGCGAACUCAAAAAGUCGAAGACGGAGUACCCGGCAUUCUACAAAACGGAGGAUGGCAUCGAAGUUAAGAAGAUUGUAAAAGACUUGUGCGAAAUGAUCAGAAAUAAAAAGGGUUUCAAAAAGGCUGAAGUCAGAAGCCGCUUGGAGAGGUUAUUUGAAAUAAGACUGUCAAAUGGAGAUACAUUCCUCCACAUGGCAUUGUGCAGUAACCAGCCAAGUCUUGAGUACAUCGUGAAAAUAAUCCAUAGUGUUAAGGCUACGCACCUCCUUGAUUGUGCCAAUGAUAGGCAACAGACUACACUACACAUCGCCGUUGUCAAUGAUAUGCCGAAAAUGGUGUCUUUGUUUGUUGCGAAAGGAUCGAACCCAAUGUUAAAGGAUGACGAGGACCUCAAUGUGAUCCACUACGCCGUGAAGUACAAGUCGUGUCUUGAAGUCCUUCUGGACUCCAUUAAGAAGAACGAUGUGCCCUGUGAUUUGAACGAUUACAAUGGUGAGAAGCAGUCAGCCCUGCACAUGGCGGUGGUGUCGGGCUGGGCGGGCGGCGCUCGGCUGCUGCUGUCGGCCGGCGCCAGCUACAGCGUGCGCGACGCGUCCGGCCGCACGCCGCUGCACCUCGCCGCCUACGACGACCAGCUGCCCGUGUUGAGGACGCUGCUCGAAUUUAUACCCCCGAGCGAAAUUGACGUGAUGGACGACGCUGGAAACACGGCGCUACAAAUCGUCUGUGGCGGCACGACCGUCAGGGAAAAUUCUGUAGAAAUAGCACGACUGUUGCUUGAGAAGAAGGCGUACCCUCUGAAACACGAGGAUUGCAACGAGUCCGCGUGGAGACUUGUCAGGAAGAAGCCAGAGCUCAAAGAGUUGAUGAAGGCUUACGUCACGUCCGUAGAGUGCAUCGACGAAGACGACAUUAAGUCCGAACCGGAGGACGAUUUCGAGUCUGCUGACGAAGGCGAGUACUUGGAGACGGGUCUGGCGGAGCUGAGCGCGUACAGCCGCGAGGUGGCGGCGCUGGUGGACGGCGCGGCGGCGUGGCGCGAGCUGGCGCGGCGCCUGCGCCUGGACGCGCUGCUGGACUGGUACGCCGCGCAGCCCAGCCCCACGCUCACGCUGCUCAAACACCUCAAGGAGUCUCGAGAUGACAUAUCUUCCAAGUCCUUGGCCUUGAUUUUGGAAGACAUGGGACAAAUUGAAGCGGCACGUGUCAUAAGGAGAUAUAUCGAUUGACAAGACCCAGCGUACUAAAAUAGUUGUACUUUAAACUAGACUUUUGUAUUAAGAAUGUUGAAUGAAUCAAAUUGAUUUAUGUGAUAAUUUGGAUUUAAAAAAUAUAUUUUUAUAAUUAAAUUUAUUGGAUUCGAUAAAAAUAAGAUGUGAUGAAAACAAUGUUGUAAUGACAAAAUGUUUAAUGUUGCAUGUUGAAUGUUGAGUUAAGCUAUGAAACCAAAACACAAUCUUGUUUUUAUCACUAUUUAAGGUUUAAAAGCUUGACACAGAAAUAUGUUCUGUUACAGAAUUUCGUUUAUAACAAAGAAAAACUAUUAUUAUAAAAAGACAUGUUAAUAUCUGGGAGAAAAAGAAAAACUGUUGAAUAAAAAAAAAAAGAAAGUCUAUGGAAAAUGUUGCAUUUUUAUUGAUAGCCAACUAGUUGGCAGAUUUGUGGACAAUCAGGAGGGCAAUCUUUAACUUGCUUUGCUUUUUUAAUUGUACAAGUUCAGUUCACACAGUUCUGAAAGCACCAAAGUGUCUUACAUGUAUAGAAAUAAGCACAAUAAACAAUAAGUACAGUAAUUUUACUUUAGUACGACGAAGGAUUAGGUUAUAAUGUUUUCUUAAGUGUUAUCUUAAACAUUUUUCUUUAUAUGAUCGUUGGCUACCUAUUUUCUAUGUAAUACGUUAUGGUCGUCUCAUUUUUGUAAAAUGAUGGCCAUAUAAUUGUUAUAUGAGUAUUGAUCUCCAGAAAGCAGAAAUUCAAUGUUCAUUUAUUUUUAAGUUAAAUCAAUUGUGUAAUUCUUAUUUCUAAUCUAUAUUUUAAGUUACAUUUUAUUUGUUAAAACUUUUGUUUCAUUUUUUUUUUACAACUUUCGUGAAUCAUUUUCUUUGUACUAAAUUGUACAUUUUUUCUCAAAAUAUGACUAAUUAUUAUUGAUAUGAGCGAAUGUGCUAUAUUAGUUAUAGGUAAUUACGUUUACUCAAUAAUUUGACCUGUAUAAUAAAUUGUUGCUCAGUCGAAAAUACAAUAUGUAAUUGUUGAAGUCUAUGAUUGUUAAUUAAAAUCAUAAUAUGCAAUGUGUUGAGGCUUCAUUUACUUAUCUAUUGUAGCUUGAUACUACACCGUUAGUUUGUUAUUGUUUUGGCAAUAAUCUUUCGACUGUGCUGUUUUGCACGAACAUAACGGUCUUCAAUGGACAGAAUCAAGAAAUACUGGCCCCUAAAAUAAUUUUUAAUCUCCUGCACCCCAAAUCAAACAUUUUAUAAUAUGAACGUAUUUUUAAUUAAGACCAAAUUGUAAAAGAUUUUUUUAUUAAAAUAUUUUAGUUAAA
This is a messenger RNA of Helicoverpa zea (corn earworm), 4365 nucleotides long. It is a transcript of the gene Rel, whose product is annotated as nuclear factor NF-kappa-B p110 subunit. The coding region runs from base 218 to 3049 and encodes 943 amino acids. Gene Ontology annotation, cellular component: cytoplasm. The record is from RefSeq and is a predicted model, not a curated record. Gene Ontology annotation, molecular function: protein binding; DNA binding; DNA-binding transcription factor activity. NCBI's taxonomy places the organism in Eukaryota, Metazoa, Arthropoda, Insecta, Lepidoptera, Noctuidae. The transcript is spliced from 22 exons. Gene Ontology annotation, biological process: regulation of DNA-templated transcription; response to cytokine; canonical NF-kappaB signal transduction.